Molecule: messenger RNA, 1071 nt
Organism: Opisthocomus hoazin
Lineage: Eukaryota; Metazoa; Chordata; Aves; Opisthocomiformes; Opisthocomidae
Source: RefSeq, a predicted model, not a curated record
AUGCAGUCCUUGAAGAUCAGGCUGGUUGUCUUGUGCGGCCUCAAGGCCCUGCUUGAGGGGGUGAGCCGGGCCAUCGUGGAAAGCAACCCGGAUGACAUUGCCGAGUUUUUCGCUCUCUGUUUGCAAGAGCUCAUCGCCUUUCGGAAAGGGCAUCCAAAUCUGGAUGUGACAGAACUGGUUGAAAAGUUUGAGUUCAUUAGUGAAAAUGGGAAUGAGGGACCGGAAGAGACGACAUCAGACUGCACAGAUACUCUGUUUUCUGGGGAGCCCAAGCAAAGGGACAAGUGUACUGACACAGAGGAAGACCAGCUCCUUGAAGAACCUGAUAUUCAGUAUAGCUCCAAAGAAACUCAACACCCAUCAAUUGCCAGUUUCAUUGCAGAAAGCAAAUCCCCCCCUGGAUCUGAUGGAGCUUUAUACCCCGAGGGACCUGAGCUGGUGUACGUCCCUGCUGAGCUCACACAGCUUGCUGCCCACGCGCUAGCCAUGGCAUCAAAUGAAGCAGGCCAGCCACCACCACAUUCUAAUGUGUGGACCCUCUAUUGCCUUACUGACUUGAGAGAAGGCCAAAAAUCGCCACCACCCCUUCCUCCUGCUGGAGCUGGUGCUCCUCAUUCCCAGGAAGCCAUCAGUCUUUCCAGGGGAGGAUAUCAACAAUGCGGUCACCUGUCACAAGUAUUUGUGAUGCAAGAGGGCGGCAAGAGGGGAGACGCUCCACCUUUCAUUUCAGUGGGCUCUAAUGUUCAGGACACACAAGACUGGAAGCCCCUUCCUGGCCAUGCUGUCUUUGCACAGCAAGCCCUAAGAACUGGGAGGAGAUUCGCUGCAGUCCCAGUGCCGGUUGCCAGGCUGGCUGCUGAGGAGCCAGCUAUGGCAAGCCCCAGUUCCAGUUCCGCAGACAGAACUGGGGCUGCACCAUGCACACCCGAGGUUCUCUCAGUCGCCAUCCCGCUGGAUGAGGUGAUGAUGUCUGCACAGGCUCACCAGCUGGGGAGGAGCACGCAGGUUGAGAAGAGAGGCUGCUUGGACUGCAGGAAGAGUUCAGGAGGAAUGGAGUUGACAUUGCAAUAA